Molecule: messenger RNA, 1694 nt
Organism: Meleagris gallopavo (turkey)
Lineage: Eukaryota; Metazoa; Chordata; Aves; Galliformes; Phasianidae
Gene: RMND5A
Product: required for meiotic nuclear division 5 homolog A
Biological process (GO): proteasome-mediated ubiquitin-dependent protein catabolic process
Cellular component (GO): GID complex; nucleus; cytoplasm
Molecular function (GO): ubiquitin protein ligase activity; protein binding
Source: RefSeq, a predicted model, not a curated record
GGGCGGCCGGGAGAGGCCGCGGAGCCCGGGGGUGGGGGGAGACGAAGAAGAAGAAGGCGGCCCGGUGCCGGCCGCUAUGGACCAGUGCGUGACGGUGGAGCGGGAGCUGGAGAAGGUGCUGCAGAAGUUCUCGGGCUACGGGCAGCUCUGCGAGCGGAGCCUGGAGGAGCUCAUCCAGUACGCGGGAGGGCUGCGGCGGGAGAUCCUCCAGACCGAGAAUCAAGAUGGAGACUUGUCAGGGACAAUUUCACUUGUUAUGACACAGUGUUGUAAAAGAAUAAAGGACACAGUUCAAAAACUGGCCUCUGAUCACAAAGACAUUCACAGCAGUGUAUCCCGAGUUGGAAAAGCCAUCGAUAAGAAUUUUGACUCUGACAUCAGCAGCGUGGGGAUAGAUGGGUGCUGGCAGGCUGACAGCCAGCGGAUCCUCAACGAGGUGAUGGUGGAGCACUUCUUCCGGCAGGGCAUGUUGGAUGUGGCCGAGGAACUGUGUCAGGAAUCUGGUCUAUCAAUAGAUCAGAGUCAGAAAGAACCAUUUGUGGAAUUAAAUCGAAUAUUGGAAGCAUUAAAAGUUAGAGUUCUGAGACCUGCAUUAGAGUGGGCGGUAUCCAACAGAGAAAUGCUUAUGGCACAGAAUAGUUCACUGGAGUUCAAACUACACAGAUUAUAUUUCAUUAGUUUAUUGAUGGGUGGAACAGCAAAUCAAAGAGAAGCACUUCAGUAUGCGAAAAACUUCCAGCCAUUUGCCCUAAACCACCAGAAAGAUAUUCAGGUUUUGAUGGGCAGCCUGGUGUAUCUGAGGCAAGGCAUAGAGAACUCGCCGUACGUUCAUCUAUUAGAUGCAAAUCAGUGGGCGGACAUCUGUGACAUCUUCACAAGAGAUGCCUGUGCUCUUCUGGGUCUCUCAGUUGAAUCACCACUCAGUGUUAGUUUUUCAGCAGGUUGUGUAGCAUUACCAGCUCUAAUUAAUAUCAAGGCAGUUAUUGAACAAAGGCAGUGCACAGGUGUUUGGAACCAGAAGGAUGAACUACCGAUUGAGGUGGACCUUGGUAAAAAGUGCUGGUACCAUUCAAUAUUUGCUUGUCCCAUUCUCCGUCAACAAACAACAGAUAAUAAUCCACCUAUGAAAUUAGUCUGUGGUCAUAUUAUAUCAAGAGAUGCUUUGAAUAAAAUGUUUAAUGGCAGCAAAUUAAAAUGCCCCUAUUGUCCAAUGGAACAGAGUCCUGGAGAUGCCAAACAGAUAUUUUUCUGAAGAAAAGCUUCAUUAUGCGGUUUGUAAGUGACACUCUGCAAUUCAGGUGCAUUUGGGGAGAAUUAAAACACACCUGUUCCAUUUUAUGCAGCAGACUGAGGACUCCUAUGUUUGUAUAAGCUAAUGCUACAGAAACUUUGCCAACAUUUAGUAUAUACAUACCAAGUGGAAAUGCUACAGAAAUAUUAUUACCAUAGGGCUUUACUAUACUCUUGGUCUCCAUAUCUGAUCAAGUUACUACACCAGCAGUUGUCAUUCAAUGCAGGUUUUUGUACUCAAUUAUAUGGUGACUUUUUACUUUUUAAAAGCAGAAAUGGAUCCACCCCCAUUUGUUUAAUAUUCCUCCUGCUAUCAUCUAUCAGUAACUGUCACCUUAGAGAAUGUUUGUGGAAAAAGUUUUAUUUCCUGUAAUGUGUACAUAAUUAAAAGUAAAUACUUCAGA